AUGCAGAUUGACGGGAUUCCAGAUGUCGGUGAUCAGCCCUGUCAGCCUCGCCGUGCUUCAUUUCCAAAAGUUUCGUUUGGGAAAAAAGUCCCAAAAUCAAGAUCAUUUCAAGCUGCUUGGUUCGACAACUGGCCUUGGCUUCAUUGGCACGACUCCGUUGAGAAAGUGUUCUGUCACGUCUGUGUGAAGGCUGCGAAGUCUGGCAAGCUGAAAUGCAAGACUGCUGAGCAGGCAUUCAUCUAUCGUGGAGUUCAAAACUGGAAUGAUGCCACCCGCUUAUUUCGUUCACACGCGAAAUCAUACUCCCACAGAGAAGCGGUUGAGUCACUGAUCACGCUAUCUGCCACAACAAAGCACGUUGGUGAACUACUAAGAACUCGAUUGGUUGAAGACAGAAAGAGAAACCGGGCCAGCCUCCUUCGCAUUCUCAGGGCGCUGAGGUUCCUGGCACGUCAAGGUAUUGCCCUCCGCGGUUCCGCCCUCACCAAAGAGAUUGAUAGCAAUUUGUCACAGCUCCUUCGUCUUUUUUGUGAGCUUUCUACAGAUCUCUCCGAUUGGUUGCAAAAAAAGACAAAUAAGUACACAAGUGUAGACAUACAGAAUGAGCUGCUGAAGGUGAUGUCACUUCCAAUUCUUCGAGAUGUCUCAGCCAAACUUGAAGGCACACCAUACACCAUUAUGGUAGACGAAACCACUGACGCAAGUACCCAGAAGCAGGUUGUAAUAGUUCUACGAUGGGUGGAUGAAGACCUAGAGCCUCAUGAGGAUUUUAUUGGGCUGCACAUCACUGCUUCAACUGAUGCUAAGUCCAUUGUAGCAAUUAUCAGAGAUGUUCUUGUUCGUAUGAACCUUAGUCUGACCAACUGUCGUGGUCAGUGCUAUGAUGGUGCAGCUGUGAUGAAAGGAUGUCUAUCAGGAGUUGCUGCUCAACUCACUCAAGAUGAACCACGAGCAUUGUUCACUCACUGCUAUGGUCAUAGCCUCAAUUUAGCCUGCCAAGACACCAUCAAAGACAUAAUCCCUAUUGAAUAUGCCCUUGACACAACAUUUGAACUGUCAAAACUUCUCAAGUAG
Corticium candelabrum is the source of this 1074-nucleotide messenger RNA. Its product is annotated as zinc finger MYM-type protein 1-like. Bases 1 to 1074 code for a protein of 357 amino acids. The transcript has a single exon. Lineage: Eukaryota; Metazoa; Porifera; Homoscleromorpha; Homosclerophorida; Plakinidae. The record is from RefSeq and is a predicted model, not a curated record.